This is a messenger RNA of Moesziomyces antarcticus, 1845 nucleotides long. RefSeq lists its product as uncharacterized. The transcript has a single exon. Bases 1 to 1845 code for a protein of 614 amino acids. The record is from RefSeq and is a predicted model, not a curated record. NCBI's taxonomy places the organism in Eukaryota, Fungi, Basidiomycota, Ustilaginomycetes, Ustilaginales, Ustilaginaceae.
AUGCUCCAGUCCAACACCGACGCACGUUCGUUCAAGCUGCAGCCGGCGCCACGACCCAAGACCAAGAAGCGUCCGCAGUCGUGCACAUCCCCCCCAACUCCGGCAGCUGCCUGCACCGCAUUCCCCAUCGUUGACAUCAGCUCGGACACGCGAUCUCUGCGCUCGUGCUUUGACGACGACGAUGCGCCCACACCGCGGGCGUCGCACUUUGCCUCGCCGCUCUCGCCUCGCUCCAGCAUGUCGACCACCUCGGCGGCAUCCAUUCGCUCCUCGAACUCGGUUGCGCGUCUCCUGGCCUCGCUAUCCGUAUCGCCUCGCAAGACCUCGCCCGCUGCUACGGUGCCUGUGAUGCUGACCAGCAAGUCUCCGACACCUUCGUCGCCGUUGUUUCCGCGUCGAACGCUCAUGCGGAGUCUGUCGGCAACGUGUAUGAAUGCGAACCUCAAGUCGCCUACGGAGCCGAUGACGCCGUCGGUGGAUGCAAAGAUGCGCAAGAGGAUGGGGUGGAGAGGUGCUCUCAGUGCGCGCAUGCAGGCUGAGACGGCUAUCCUCAUGUCACCGGGUAGCCCCAUCACACCCCGUCGUGCUGAGGCACUCCACACCCCCACCCAAGCAAACACUGUGCCCGAUGCGACCGAAGGCGAGAUCGAACCGCUCAGUGCGACGCUCAAGAGGCUCGGGGCCAAGAGACGCACCGAGAGGUUCGCGUCGACAUGCGUACCUGUCCAAUCGCCCCUGCCCGAGGAGGAGUGCAACAUCAAGAGUCCCGAUACGGCGAGGAGCGAGUCGUGGCAGGUCAUGACGGCGACGCGAAAGAUCUUUCAGCUGCCCUCGUGGGUGCGGUUUGAAGCGAACCACCAUGCUCGAACCCGUGCGACCGCCGACAACCGCCUCGCCGCAGCCGAGUAUUCGAAGCUCCAGCUCGAACGUUCCACCACCCAGGAGGCGGGUGCAAUGCUGCCCAAGCUCAGCCAUGUGGGCGAUGUGGCUCCCGAUAGUCCCAACGGUGAACUCUUCGCCGGCUUCGACAUUGACUUGAGCGAGGAGAAGAAGACGGAGCCAGAGUGGGUGGUGAGCGUGAUUCGACCCCCCAAUAUGGCGGCACUCCGCACGGAGAAGGUGGAAGCCAAGGGCAGCAGGAAGGUGUUGGGGGUGGUGCGUUCUGCCUUGCCUGGCUUGGCUCCACAGCGUCGGAUAAAAGGCUACACCGCGCAAGAGGAGCGAGAUGGCUGGGGCGGGGUGACGAGGUCAAGUUGGUUUCGCGGCUACGGUAAAGGCCCGCUCGUAUCGCCCAAUCCGCCGGACAAGCAGCGCGGGCUGAAGAAGAUCAUCCUCCAACCGGCGGGGAAGGAGGAUGAAUGGGAGGAUAUCGACGAGCCUUCGCACCCAGAUGGUGGUGUGGCCAAGUCGUUUUUGGAGAUGAACGGUGCGCCUCGUUUCCAACCUCGCACUACGGCCAGGAGGUGGUGGUUUCGCUCGUCAUCAUCCGAAGCGAAGGAGGGCAAGGAUUGGAUGGGCGAUAUCCAGCUCGACACCUGGCGCACCAAACGGCUUCCCGUCGACAAGGUCGCUAGCGAACUGGUGACGAAGCACGACUCGGUGGAGAAUCGCCCCGUGCGCAAUCGCCGCGCUAGGACAGCUUGGAUCGUCGCCGCCCUCACCGCUGUGAUUGUCGUUGCGAUCGUGGGAAACGUCAUCGCAGCCAAGAGCAAACCGAUCAAUCAGAUUGGAGGAGGCGGGUCGGUGGCGAAUGGGAUGGGACCACCAACGGUAGUGCAGCCACCGACGGUGCUCGAUCCGAGACAGUCGAGCGUCGCCAAGGCCGCACAGCUGUCGCACACUUAG